AUGAAUCCUCAAAUCAUGAACGCCUCUGAGAAAGAGCCUUGGAGAACAAGGCCGGACUUCACUAUCAUCAUCUCUCGCCUUCCCUCUGCUCUGACCCUUGCCGAGCUCUACGAUUCUUUCGCACGGCAUGGAAAUAUAUCAUGGCUCCAGAUCGACGAGAACCGCAAUGGUGAUCGAAACAGAUUCGCCAAAGUCCGCUUCGAGCCUCCACCCAAGCUUGAUUUCUGGUCCUCGAAAGCCUACACCGUCAGAUAUGGCGAAAGCAAGAGUGUGCAGGUCUCACUCAGAGAAUUCAAGACACCCCAUGAGACGUACGAGGGUUUGGUCAAGAGUCCCUCCAAUCCCGACAUAUGGCUCAAGUCCAGGAUUUCUUUACAGGCAGAUCGCAUGGAUUUCGGCUCACGACUUCAGGAAAACGAGAUGGUGGUGCUCAAGUCUGUCACUUCUGGUGUAAGAAUCGACGUAAAUCUCUCAAAGAAAAAUCUCUCCAUCUAUUUCGACACUUACACUCGGGAACAAGAACCUACCCAGGUUGCUGGAAACCAGGGUGGCCAAAACCUCGAAGACGAUGACGCCAGUCACCACAAGUGCUCUGUUGACUUCGCUCGCCUCACAGGAAUACUUCGAGCCACUGAAGGAAACGAAACGACACUAGUAAUUCCGCUAGAGCUCCCCCCGAUGUUCUGGACCAAAGCGAACAGGCGUAAGCGGAGCCAGAUAGCCGCGGGAACGUCUUCUUGGGGAAGCCUGGACAUGUGGGAGCGACGAACCGCUAUAUUAGAUGAUGAGCAAUUGCCUCGAGAUUUUCCUGUGACUCUCCAGGCCGACUUUGACGACCCGAACUUCAUCAACAUCGGCCGUUGGACCACUUUCAGAUUCGUCAUCCAGAACACUGGAAACCCUGUUGAUGAAGUACUGGAGAUGCUGCAGGCCUACAACGUUGCAACCACAGUCCUGAGCCACUUUAGAUCCGUUCCGCCGCGCCUCCCCUUGUUGGGUACGCUUCUCCCAACACCAACGCUGACGUCUGAUAAGUCAUCGACCAACUACUCGCUGCUGUCUCGAGGAGCAACCUCUGAUCAUCUAAACUUCGAAGUCUACUACCAACUGGAAGUCUGCAUCUCUCGCGGCGUUCUGUCGGAGUAUUCUAUCACUCAGGCGUUCAUCGAUGAAUUGUCUCGUAUGGACAAGGACAGGGCAAAGUGGAUGCUCGAAUAUUUCGCAGACCUUGCAAAGAGGGUAUGGGACCCUAUGAAAAUGUUUGAAGAUGAAGACGCUCGUUUCUUCUUUCCCAAUGCUAGUAUGCCAUACUAUUGCACGACUAUCCGGAAGAUCACGGUUACGCCAUCGACAAUGCAUUUUUGCUCGCCAAACGUCGAGUCUUCAAACAGGGUCCUCCGGAAAUACAAUUCCUAUCAGGAUCGUUUCCUCAGAGUCCAGUUCACGGAUGAGCUCUACAAGGGCAAAGUCUACAACAAUGCCGGCACCGAGAUAUUCAACAGAAUUUACCGCGUCUUGAAGCAAGGGAUUAAAAUUGGCAACCGUGUCUACGAGUUCUUGGCGUUUGGAAACUCACAGAUUCGGGAAUGCGCAGUUUACUUCUUUUGCCCGACCGCCUACACUACUUGCGAUGAUAUUCGGCAAUGGAUGGGCGAAUUCAGUCACAUCAGAAACGUCGCGAAAUACGCCGCACGCAUCGGUCAAUGUUUCUCGACGACAAGAGAGAUACGAGGAGUCACUGUUCCUCGGAUUGUACAAGCAGAGGACAUUGAAAGGGGCGGAUAUUGCUUCAGCGAUGGCGUAGGCAAGAUCUCGAAACUAUUGGCGGAGAUGGUUGUCAACGAGAUGGGCCAGGAAUCAGUCGGCAUACCGUCAGCUUUUCAAUUCCGCAUGGGUGGUUGCAAAGGCAUGCUAGCAGUCUGGCCAGAUGCGAAGGGUCUCGAAGUCCACAUUAGACCUUCACAAGAAAAGUUCAAGGCGCAGUUCAACGGACUAGAAAUCAUCAGGUUUGCGCAGUACUCAGUUGCCACACUGAAUCGUCAGACAAUCACCAUUCUCGCCACUCUCGGGGUCGAAAGCGAGCCCAUCUUGCAGCUCGCUAAACAGCAGGUUCAGAAUUACGAGAAAGCAAUGCGUGACCGGGUUGCGGCUGCUGGCCUACUGGGAAGGUACGUCGACGAGAACAUGACAUCGCUGACAAUCAAGGACCUCGUCUGCUGGGGCUUCAUGGAUACGGAGGUGCAAGAGCCGUUUGUUCUCACGAUUCUAAACCUCUGGAGAAUCUGGUCCGUGAAGCUGUUGAAGGAGAAGGCCCGGGUGAUUGUUGAGCAGAGCGCUUUCCUUCUUGGAUGUCUCGACGAGACCGGAACUCUGAGAGGUCACUCAAAAGCAACAGAAGGGAGGGAGACACGGAAUAUUGAAGACAUUCCCCAAAUCUUCUUACAGAUCCCGAACCCCGACGAUGGAAAAUUCUACUGCGUCACCGGAGUGUGCAUUGUCGGGCGUAAUCCAUCUCUCCACCCGGGGGACAUUCGAGUCGUGGAAGCGGUUGAUGUUCCCGCCCUCCGUCACCUUAAGAAUGUCGUUGUGUUCCCCAGUAUCGGUGACCGAGAUGUGCCCAGCAUGCUUUCAGGGGGAGACCUCGACGGCGACGAUUUCUUUGUUAUCUGGAACCCGGCUCUCAUACCCCCGCAGUGGCACCAGCCGCCAAUGGACUAUGUAGCGUCAAAGGCCCCUGUGCUGAAGCGCGGGUUCGUCAAGGUAUCGGACCUGAGGACCUUCUUCGUUCGAUAUAUGCAGAACGACUGCCUGGCAUUGGUUGCUGUUGCGCAUUUGGCACAGGCCGAUCAAUCCCAAGCGGGGGCACGAGAUGGCAAAUGCAUAAAGCUAGCGGAGCUACACUCCAAGGCUGUUGACUAUGUCAAGACUGCAGACCCAGCGGACUUUCCGCCGUACCUUCAACCCAAGAGAUGGCCUCAUUUUAUGAACCGCAAGAAUACCUACAAGUCACUAAGCCCUAUCGGCCAGAUCUAUGACAUGAUUCAAGACCAGGCGCUUGACCCACUGUACGAGAAGAAAUUCGACAACAGGAUCUUGAAUCGCUUCACGCUUACAGACGAUCUACUCCAAAAAGCGCGCAAGGUCAAGAGACAAUACGACACUUCCAUGCGUCGCCUCAUGAGCUAUCGCGACGUGAAAACCGAGUUCGAAGCCUGGACCGGCUUCGUACUGUCAAGACCUCGAGUUGGCAGCGACUACAAGCAGCAAGAGGACAUUGGCCGGGAGUCGGCGGCACUGAAACAGAGGUUCCGCGAGAUUUGCUAUAAUGAGGCCGGUAGCAGGAACUAUGACGACUUUGCGCCGUUUGUGGCUGCAAUGUACAAAGUCACCGAGGAGCAGGUCAAUGCAGCACUCGCAAAGGAGUACGAAGAUGAGGAACACAAGCGACAAUCGAUGCCCCUGAUUAGCUUCCCCUGGAUCUUCCACUGGAUCAUGGGCCGCAUCGCCACCGGACACGUCAAGAUCAACCCGACCAUCGACCCCGAGGCUCAGCCGAUGACGAAGAAGGCCUACCCCUUUCGCCGCGUCGAAGGAGACAUGGUGCAGCAGGAGACUCAGCUGGACGGGGGAAGAGUGGUCCACCGGGGUGACCUGUUGGAGGUGUUCGAGAGCCCCACGAAGGAAGACGAUGGCGAGGUUUCACAAGCAGCAACCGAGGACGCCACCGCUACUGGUGGAGAGGAGAUACAUGUUGAGGAGGAGAGUGCCAUGGAUGCCAUGGACCGGCUGAUGAGCGGCGCCAUGGGCUAA
Molecule: messenger RNA, 3810 nt
Organism: Colletotrichum graminicola M1.001
Lineage: Eukaryota; Fungi; Ascomycota; Sordariomycetes; Glomerellales; Glomerellaceae
Product: RNA dependent RNA polymerase
Exons: 2
Coding region: 1-3810 (1269 amino acids)
Biological process (GO): siRNA processing
Cellular component (GO): nuclear RNA-directed RNA polymerase complex
Molecular function (GO): RNA-directed RNA polymerase activity; nucleic acid binding
Source: RefSeq, a predicted model, not a curated record